Molecule: messenger RNA, 2394 nt
Organism: Cuscuta campestris
Lineage: Eukaryota; Viridiplantae; Streptophyta; Magnoliopsida; Solanales; Convolvulaceae
Source: the annotation of a GenBank genome assembly
CGAACCGUUUGUUGGGUUAGAUUCGUAACAUCCGGGGCUACGAUUUUGGUAUAAUAAAUAAUUCGAGAAAAUGAAUAGAGAAUUACAGAAUUUACGAAGAAGUUGCUGCUGCGUUUUUCACUCAGGAUUUUAGAAAACUUUGAUAUUUCUUCUUGCUCCUUCUUCUUCCCUUGGCUCAACAAUGGAGUUGAGAAUUCUUCCUCCUGAGUUUCUGCCGAGAGAGGGAGAGGAUGGCAUGUUCUUUGGAGAAGGCCAUUGAUGCUUGUGCAUGGAAGCUUACUGCAUUCCAGCGCUUAGAUUUCACUUGUGAUGACGUUCUAGAUUACCUCAAGAAGGACAACUUUAUUGGUAAAGGAGAAUUACAGACUCUUGGGAGGAUCUAGCACAGACACAUUGUCAAAUUAUUAGAUUUCUGUUCAAACUAUGAGACAAAUCCUUUGGUUUAUGAGUACAUGCCAAAUGGGAUUUAACUGAAAUGAUCCAUGGCAAGAAAGGUGGGCAUUCACAUUAGGACACAAGGUACAAGAUAGCUAUGAAGGCUGCAAAGGGACUGAUUAUCUCCAUCACGACUGCUCCCCUUUGACCCUUCAUCGUGACGUGAAAUCAAACAACAAUUUUCUCGACUCAAACUAUAAAGCUCAUGUUGCUGAUUUCGGACUUGCCAAGUUCAUGCAAGAUUCUGGAACAUCCGAGUGCAUGUCUGCCAUUAGGAAGCAAUUGAUAUGGAAAUUGGAUAUCUUGAUCGGAAAUGCCAGAGACAAGAAGCCUGGCCACUGGAAGUCAGCAUGCCCGUACCCAAAAGUGGAGAAGUACGGAGAAAGAGAAAGGAUCGAGAAGAAAAAGAAAGCAAUGGUUGCUGCUGAAAGUGACGAGUCAUCCAGCUCAAGCUCGGAUGAAGAAGCCCUCGUCUGCAUGGAGCGCAGAGUUGAGAAGUCCAACCAUGAGGAUAGGUGGACUAUGUCAGAAGAUGACACUCUCUGCCUAAUGGCCAAAGAUGAUGCUGAUCAAGAGGUAACCUCACAAACCUCCUGCUCAUCUUCUUAUAGCACACCAACUUCUGAAAAUCUUUUUGACCAGUUCAAAAAGAUGAUGAAAGACUUUGAGGAGAUAAAUCUCAAACACACAUCCUUAAUAGAAGAGAACAAACUAAUGAUUGAAGAGAAUCUCAAGUUGACAGAAAGUCGGAAAAGUCAACUGAAUGAGAUCACUCAACUCAAGACUGAAAAUGAAUCUCUCUCUGAAAAGGUGAAAUCCCUCAACAAAGAGCUAGGGAUACUCAAGUCCCAAGAAGCAGUGAACAAGCUGCUUGAAACGACCAAACAUAAGGGUCGCAAAGGACUUGGGUUUGACUCCUCUAGUUCCAAAAGGAAAGGGAAGACAACUUUCAUCCCUCCCAAACCUACUGCCAAACCUAAUAAGCAGAAAGGGAAGGAAAAGGAGAAACCAACAGAAGUUCCCAAAAAGGUAGUCCCUCCUAAGAACUAUAGGAAGCUGGACAGACCUCAAAAAGGAAAUAAUUUCAGAAGAAAACCUUCUAACCCCCAUUAUGCACAAGGCUAUACUCAUUAUGGGGUAGACAGGAGUUUUCCAAGAAAUUCUGAAUGGAGAACUAUGCCAAGAUAUAGUCACCCUCCACCCCAGAAGCUAUUUGUGCCACCCAAGUAUGCUUAUAACCGACACAGGACACACUAUGCACAACCUAGACAAAACUAUAGGUCUUAUCAACCUAGGUUUGCUAGGAGGAAACAGGAAAUAGCACCUCCUGCACGUAGGAAGUUUUAUGCCUAUAACUAUGAUUACAAUCCCAACAAGUUUAGAGCUGCAAGGAAAAUUCCCUGCAACUUCAAACUUGAUGUAGGGACACACACCAUUAACUACUCCGGACCCAAACUUAAUUGGAAGUUAGAAGCCAAGUGCUCAUCACCGACAUUCUUUCAAAGCUAUCUGAAAAUGAUAGCCGCUCAAGAACUCUCCGAACUUCUUCAAAUGGAGAUUUGCCUCAAAUUCGAGGAAGAAGUUCUUGAAUUCUACAGAAAUGGAGAGGUCAAAACUGCUCAUUCAAAGAAGAACCCACAGAGGACGUUUCCAGUCAUCAAGUCCACUGUUGGAGGUACAAAAGUGAAGCUUUCGCAAAAGAAAUUGGGAGAAAAGCUUCGCCUUCCCAAUUCUGAAGUUGAAGUUGGGAAAUUUCCAGUCAAAAAUCUGGACUGGAACAUCAUUGGAAUCUCUGGGCAAGCUCCUGCUGGCCUAGCGAAGAAAGCAGAUCUAAACAACGAUUACAAGUUGGUUUUGGAACUGGUCAUCGCUUGCCUCGAGUGUGGAAGUGGAGGUCAUGCCGAUGACAUCACCCAGGAGAGAGCCUUCAUCAUCAACUCUCUCAUUACCAAAACUAAG